Messenger RNA from Coccidioides immitis RS, 2719 nucleotides. Its product is annotated as MFS drug efflux pump. The transcript has 8 exons. The record is from RefSeq and is a predicted model, not a curated record. Gene Ontology annotation, molecular function: transmembrane transporter activity. Gene Ontology annotation, biological process: transmembrane transport. The coding region runs from base 869 to 2572 and encodes 567 amino acids. NCBI's taxonomy places the organism in Eukaryota, Fungi, Ascomycota, Eurotiomycetes, Onygenales, Onygenaceae.
CGCCUGCUUUAUUUUUACCGGGCGUACUGGUGCGAUAUUCUCAAUUUGACUGUUAAAUUUUAACCGCAGCUGUGGGAUUUGCGUCCAUGACCACACCCUCAGCCCCGCCUUUCCCUUGACCUUGACACGCGAUCGUCGCCAUACAGCCCAAUUGACACUCAAUUGAUGAUUUGUAAAUUGUGCAUCCUGGCACACACUUGACGAUUUUGUUUAACCUGAGCUGAAAACUUUGCUCUUCAAACCCUUUCUCCGGAGGCGGUCGAGUUACCACAUUCUGUCCAGCGUGUUGUAUGACAUACAGCUAACUGAACCUAUCAGCUCUCAGAGAAACACUGAUUUCAAUGUCAGCAACACGCCCAGUGGAAGUAUCUUGACCGCUGCGUCGCGACUGACAAAGGAUACCACAAGAGAUGAUCUUCUUUGUUGUAUAUAUACACACAUGUACGCAACAAAGGCUCUCAUGCCCGCAUGUUCCGUAUCCGCGAUAAAACCCUCAGAUCUGUUCGACCCCAUGGCUUACAUGAUUGGCUGUGAACCAUGCAGUGUCGAGAUCCUUUUUCGAGUGGCUUGUAAUUGCUGUUUCUCACUUCUUUUAUCAGACCCCAUUGCAUUGUUCGCGGACAAUGCUAGGACUUCCCUCUGAACCCACCCCAAUCAGAACCCGUACCAUAUUUGCUAUGCCUUAUUCUUUCCUAUUUUCUUUUGGAAACUAUUAUUUUCCUAUUCACUGAUACAACUAUCUUCCUCUGUCAACACACUUUCCUGGGGUUGAGUUUCUCCUUUCAAUUCAGCCUCAGUUUCGGGGGAAGCAGUUAUUCAGCUGCUAGAGUUGGUCGCACUGCGAUACUACCACUACACAGCGUUUCAAAUGGGUUCUAGCACAAAAUCGAGAUCCAUCUCCCCAGAUGAGGAGAAGGGUGCCUCUAAUGUUUUGCCUGCCAAUGCCCGGGCAUCCGGACAGGAAACCCAGGAGCCUUCGAUGACCGCCCGGAGAUUCAUGAGCUUCGUAGCCAUGGCAUUCCUUUGGACUGGCAGCCAGAUUCCAGUAUACUUGUUCGGUGGUUGUCCGCCCUACAUUUAUGGGGAUAUUGGAGGCAGUGACCGCUGGGUGUGGUUUGUUCUCGCGAACCUUUUGGCUCUGGCUGGCGUUUGCCCUUUCGUCGGCUCUCUAUCCGAUUUAAUCGGCCGACGCUGGGUUGCCAUAAUUGGCGCAUCACUUGUAUGUUUGGGUAUGAUCGUGGGCGGCACUGCAAAAUCUAUGAAUAUUUUCAUUGCUGGAAUGGCUUUUGCUGGCGCUGGUGCCGGCGUAAAUGAAUUAACCGCUCUCGCUGCGACGUCCGAGAUGGCACCAACUAGACAGAGGGGAAAAUAUGUUGCUAUUUUGAUUUUCACCAUUCUUCCAUUUGCCGCAUCUGGUCUUUGGAGUCAAUUGAUUGCAUAUUACGCAGGUUGGAGAUACAUUGGCCUUUUCUGUGGGGUUUGGAAUGGCCUUGGUCUUGUUGUCACGACCAUGUUCUACCAUCCGCCUCCCCGGGUUAACUCUGAAGGUCUUAGCAAGAACGAAAUUAUAAGGAACAUUGACUUUAUCGGCGGUAUUUUGAGCAUUGCUGGCGUAAUAAUCUUUCUGGCUGGUCUUCAAUGGGGUGGAUAUCAAUACCAAUGGGCCAGCGCACAUGUCCUCGCACCUCUUAUUAUUGGCCUUGCUCUUCUCGUGGCAUUUGUUUUUUGGGAAGUAUACGGUGCAGAGCAUCCGAUUUUGCCCCGGCGUCUGCAGCAGGAGAGACGUACAUUUGCUCUCACCCUGGUGAUAACUUUUAUCUCUGGCACCAACUUUUUCUCUCUGAUUAUGUUUUGGCCAUCGCAGGCAUUCAAUGUAUAUGGCCAUGACCCCUACCAAGUUGGCAUUCGAACGAUUCCCGUCGGAUUUUCCAUUCUCGCGGGCGCUUGCAUUGUGCUCUACUUGCUCAGUGUCUUGAAAGGUAGCAAUAGAGAGCUCCUUGUUAUUAGCAGCGUCUUUAUGACCGCAGGCUGCGGCGCCAUGGCGAGCGCUAACGUCGACAAUAUGAGCACACUAUGGAUAAUUCUCAUCAUCGCUGGCCUCGGAAUUGGCGGCAUCGUCGUCCCGGCCUCAAUCAUAACCACAAUAAUAUGCCCUGAUGACCUAAUCGCAACUGUUGCUGCUGUAACCCUCUCUAUCCGCGUUGUGGGCGGCUCUAUCGGUUACACAAUCUACUAUAACGUUUUCAUAUCCAAAUUUAUUCCCAAUGCCGUAAAGUACAUCGGCGGUACCAUGUCUCUCAAACUCGGAAUAAAAGACGAAGCCCUGAUUGAAGAAGCAAUAAAACUGACCGGAGAAUCACUAAUUAACGAUCUUAAACAUAUCCCUGGAAUUUCGGGAAACGAAACGGCUUACCAGAUGGUAGUAAGUGCAGGCCAAGUCGCAUUUGCGGAGAGUUACAAAUGGGUGUAUUACACGAGCGUUGCAUUCGGCGUGUUAAGUAUCAUCGCGGCUUGUUUCCUGGGCGAUAUUGAAAAGUAUAUGGACGACCAUGUUGCUGUGAUAGUGAAUUGAGAUAUUGUUUAAAUUGAUGGGUAUAGAGAAGGCUAUUGCACUGUUUUCAUAUUAUUACAGAAUACAUUGUGGGUAUCUAACUCCCACAUCUUUUGUCAUGACCUGCCUAAGGGACGAUAAUAAUCAACACCAUAGGUGAAAAUGUUU